Messenger RNA from Besnoitia besnoiti, 9141 nucleotides. RefSeq lists its product as uncharacterized. Lineage: Eukaryota; Apicomplexa; Conoidasida; Eucoccidiorida; Sarcocystidae. The coding region runs from base 1 to 9141 and encodes 3046 amino acids. The record is from RefSeq and is a predicted model, not a curated record. Gene Ontology annotation, molecular function: glycosyltransferase activity. The transcript has 40 exons.
AUGCUGUCUCCGCGCCGUGGCCGAGCCAGCCCGCUUGCCUCGGCCUCCCACAGCAGAGCGGGCGAACGAUUUGACAGUCGGAGAGCUGAUAUGGGGAAGAGACGCAUCGCGCUGGAGAUGCAGUUGCCCGUAAUUUUCAAACGUCCUGGCGAUACACUGCCUUCCUCGCGUGCGUUGCAGCCCAACUCGCCUUUCAUCGUGCCCGCAUUCCGCGCGUGUGUGUUCGACCCCGUAGCUGUCGCCGACGAGAAAGGGCCAUCCCCUUCGCUUCGCGUCUCCGCCUUCUGCUUGGUGUACGUGUCUGCGCGGCUGUUUGCGGUCGUUGUCUGCUUUUCAGCGUCGCCACAGUGCGCCUCGUCUUCGCCGGAGUUUGACGCGGCGUUGCAGUGGAAGCAUCUGCGCGAGAUUCGAGAGGAGCUCUACGACAUUCAGCAGAAAUGCGGCGUCGUGUCGUGGCCGCCGCCGGUGGCCUCGGAUGCAGAUUCCUCCACAGGGGACGAAGACGGCGAGCGCCUCGGCUGGAUGGUGCUUCUGCUCAAGCUCCAUCAGACCUUUGCGUCUCUGCUCUUUCCUCCCUCGUCACCCGGCGCGGCGGAAGGGGCCAGAGGAGGCAAGGCAUGCGACGCCGAGACUGGCAGCAACGCCGACACGUCGCCGAGGGACGCGGAAAGCCCUCGAUUUCCGUCGGACACGCCGAGCAUUCAAACCAACGAAUUCGAAAUCUCCUCGCUCUGGCAGCUGCUGCAGGCGGGGCCCGGAGGCGGCUCGACAGCCAACGGCAUUGGGGCGGCUGCGACAGGCGCCCGAGGCGCGGGCGCUGGAGGGACAGGGACGAUCUUUGGCGGCGCGCUGCUUCCAAGCAUGUCGGGUUUGCUGACGCGUCAGGAGUCCGUCGCAGAGACACUGGGGCGGUCGACGAGCGCGGGCGCGGCCCCCACGGCGGAUGCUUCGUAUCUGUCGGGCGCCGGCGCGCUGCCGCGCUCACCGUCGAUGUCCUCGUCCGGCGAGCAGGCCUUGGGGGUGUGCGACGCAAACGACGGCCAUCGACUCCCUUUCGACGUUCUGUUUGAGGUGCGGCGCGGCUGCUGGACUUCGGUCUGCCGCCGGCAGCAGGCGGCGCAGCUCCGGGAGCACCAGCAGCACCAGUCGCAGCUGGUUUCGAGUUUUCUGCACAGUCGGCCAAACAGCUUCCACAGCGGAGGCAACGGCAGCACGCCGAGCACCUCCGCCGGCGGGCCAGGCUCGACGUUCUCGUUCUCCUCGGGGUCGCCCAACGCGGGCGCUGGCAACGCCUCGGCGGCCUACGACACCUCAGGCGGAGUGGUGAGCAGCGGCGGCUUUGGCGGGCCUGUCCCGUUCAUCGCGCGCGCGCCGUGUGCGUUCUGCGCAGCCUCGCUUUCGCCGCUGAUUCGCUUCGAAGAGCACGUCGACCCGCGCGCGCCCUCGCAGCGGCGCCUGCUGGUCGUGCUGGUCAUCGACAGCGAAGUUCUGCACUUCUGCUGCUGCAGCGGAGGCCGCUUCGAGGCGUACUUCACUGCACUGAUGGCUCACCUCAUACUCGCAGGCUGCGAGGAGCUCCGGAAAACCCAGGCGGCGCCCGCAGGCGCCCCGGCGGCUCCCCCCCCCCCAGGGCGCAAGGCGAGUGGCGCCGUCGAGGCGGCGGGCCAUGACGCGGCCGCGGGCCCCGCGGAGGGCGAGCCCAGCGCCCGUCCGGAGUCCCCUGCCGCGGCGUCGGCUGGCUCGGCCAGCUCGAAGAAGAAGUCAAAGAAGAAGAAGAAAGCUGGCGCGAGCGGCAGUCCUCCGGCACACAUCCCCGCUGACACUGCUGCAUCGCUUGACGCCGAGGAGAAGAGCAGCGGCGCGACGAGCUGCCCAUCUCCGUCCCGCGCGUCUCCUUCUUGGCCAGUCGCGGCGGGCGCGCCGGGCUCUCCGGUCGCUUGCGAGAGGUCCUCGUCUUCGCUGGAUCACAGCACGCGCGUAUUUCUGUCUUGGCUCAAGUUUCCCAACUUUUUUCCGUCGACCGACGAGAUGGUCACGCAGCGCGCGCACCACGCCAUGCGCGUGGUGCUGGACAGCAGCCGCAGCGGGCUGACGCCGGGCGAGGCUGCGGCCGGCGGGCGGGGCGGGACGAUCGGCUGCUGGCGCAUGACGAAGGAGAAAUUCAACUGGCACACCACGCUCCUCACCUCCGCCGCGGUCGAGGCCGUCCGCGACUCCUUCGCCGACCUCACGCUCGACGUCUGGCACAGCUGCUUCUACGGUGCGGCUGCGCAGGCCGCCGGCACCAAGUGCGCUAGCAGAGAGCGACUCGAACAGCUCCUCAUCGCGCUCCUCGGCAACAACGACCCGCUCAUUCGCCUCGAAGCCGUCAAACUCCUCAACGCCUUUUACGACCGACACGACUGGCAGCUGCGCCAACCCUUCGUUCCCCUCAUCAAAAACGUGGCCGACCGUUUCGUCCUGAGCGUCCUCAUCGAGGUUUCGCGGCCCUGCGCGUCUGCCGCGGAGGAAGCCUCGCCGCCUACGGACGUUUUCGCCAUCCUCGCGGCGCCGUCGUUCAACCGCGCGAGCUCGACGGAGAUCUACUCGUACCACUCCUUCUCGUGGACGCUUCUGCAGUCCUUGCCCCCCACUGCGCACGGCGCGGAGACAGCGCCUCACACUGGCGAGAGCCAGGCGGCGGGCCCCAAGCUCGUUCGGAGACAGCGGUGGCUGGGCACCGCCGACUUUGGCCUCUUCACGCGCUGCGGCUUCUACGACUGGCGGAUCUGCAAAGCGAAAGAGAGCGACGGGUCGUGGUGGGUCGUCGAGCGCGCCGUCUCCUACGACUCACACAGGAGCGCGGCCUUCCCCACGGCGUCGGCGGCCGUCCUCUCUGCGCCGCUGGCGGUCGCUGAGGCCCUCCAGAGCCCGGCGCGGUCUCCGCCCGCGCAGGAGACGCCAGAGGCGCGCCUGCAGCGCAGAGCCGCGGAAGGGCCCGUCGGCGCGGCUGCGGCGCGCGCCGCAGCUGCUGCACUCGCGGCGGCGUUCCCCAUGCGGCCGCGGAAGUCUCCGCAUGCGCGCACGAGGCGAUUUGACGGGCAGCGACACCUCGAGGCCGGCGGCGUGGGGACGCGUGCGCAGUACCCCGAAGGCGAGCGGAAGAAAUUGCUGGACGAGUGCAUUCCUCUCCAGGGUCGCGUGGUGGUCCUGCCGAAAGACAGCCGGCAGCUGCAGCUCCACGAGGUCUUCGUCGACGCCCACGAAGCUCAGUGGGACGAGGAAACAGGGAAAGUCACGCAGCGCGGAAAUUUCGCAUGCGUGGCGGAGGCCUUGCCGACGCUCGCGAACGCGGGCGUGACGGCGACGCUGGUCACCGGGGCGAUGGAGAGAGACUGCGGCGACAUGGUGUACGAUGCGGAAGGCAAUUUUGACUAUGCGAACCCCGACGCGAGCCCCUUCGCCUCCGUCUGUCGGGCCUCGCCCUGCGCGCUCCUUGGAGGCGUUGGCGGCUUUAUGGAAGUUAUGCAGGAGGCGCGACGAGUCGGCAUGAAGAUCCUGGUGCAAAUGUCGAACGGCGUCUCCGCGGCGCACCCCCAUCGUCGCUACGCGCCGCAUCUUCUGCACUUCGAGGAUGCCGACGGGAAGAAGCAGAUCCUCUACGGCGGAGAAAACAGGGGGGUCCUUCCACAGGAGACUGCCAUCCUGAACCACCGGAAGCUUGAAACGUGGCAGCUGUUCGUCGACGACGUCAAGAUGUGGGUCAAGAAGUUUGGGAUUGACGGCGUGAGGAUUGCCAACGCGCAGGAGCUUCCGCAGAUGCUGGCGACCGACGCGGCGGCUCUCAGCCGAAAAGAUGCGGACGGGCAGUUCCACUACGCGGCGCCGCAUAUCAUCAUGGGAGAGGUUGUCGUCCCGCACAGCAGCUCGUUCGGCGGAUACUGGAGCCUGGCGUCGCUUGCGAGCUCGGGCUUGUCGCCGAGCGCCUCGUUUCGCAGCGCCGCGUCGGUCCUCGCGGUGCCCGCAUUCCUCGACUACGCGAACCCGUUUUACGUGAAGCUGUGUCGCAGCGUGUGGCUGGAGAGCCCCGAGUUUUUGUUCAUCGGCGAGUGCUGGACUGAGCUGCAGCAGCUCGCGCAGCUUCAAGAGCUGCAGGGCUCGGGCGCGUCCCGGGGGUCGAGCUUCCUCCUUCCAGGUGGCUCCACGGGCUUGCAUAGCGCCGCCCACGACGCCUCACUCGCGACCCACGUGACGGAAUUUUCUGUCGUUCCUUCGCUGCUCAUCACCAGCGGCAUAGUUCCGCAAAUGCAGCUCCUUCCUUCCGUCCUCCCCGCUGUGCUCGGGAAGAAGCAGCCGGUGAUUCCCGUCUGCCCGUCUCAGCGUGGUGACGAAGGAGCGCUGCGGCAGGCGCAGCUGCGUACGCCGCCUCUCUCGCUGCCGCCUCGAUCGCUCUUCUCGGCGCUCUUUGCGAUGCACCACAACCUGCCUAGAGGCGCCUUCCUUCUUCAGGCGUCUUGCACCCCUGCGUCGCCUCUGCCUGCUCUUGUCUACGGCCGCGCAGCCUGGGCGGCGGUGGAUCUUCUCAUGCUGCUACCGGACAUCCCUUGCACAUUCGCGGGAGAGAUGCAAGGCUCGGCCUGCCGUCUCGGCGUGCCGAACUUCUUUGCAACGGAUGGCGGCAACGUGGCGCGCCUGAGAGCGGCGCACCACGCGGGCGCAGGUGCGGCGGGCGGCCCUGGAAAGCUUCACAUUAUGCAGCACCCUGGCGGCGAUUUGGCAACAUUCUUCCGCAGUUACUCGCGCAUUGGGCUGGGUCAGGUCGGCGACAUCGGUGGAGCGGGAUCCCCCUACAGAGGCCCGCCAGCUCUCCAGCGCAUGCGCGGCGGAGGCGCCAAGCCCGAGGUGAUUCGCGGCGGAUACACUCGAUAUCCGGCAGGUGGCGCCAUCGACGCGCACACCACGCCUCGCAGCGAGACGCGUGAAGGCGCGUCGACGCCGGGGAAGCCAGAGGACAGGAGCGACGGCGAAGAGGCUUGGCCGCCGAACUCCACGCUGCCCGUCCUCGAGCGCGUUCGGCUUCUAGACGGGUUCGAAAGCAUUCGCCAGAUGCCCGCACUCGAGCAGGAGGUGCAGGAGGCGGUGCUUGGCUCUCGCGAUGACGGCACAGAAGGCAGGUUUGACCUGAAAAGCAUUCACCGCCACUACGCGGCUCGCCGCAAGCUGAGGAAGAAAGAGCCCUGCCUGCACAGGGGCCGCGCCAUCCUUGUCGACGUACGCAACCCCGACGGGCACAGCCUGACAAAGGCGCACCGCGUCUACGAAGAAUGGCCUGAGGCCGCUGCCAACUGCGACCCUUCGCUGCCUGCGCAGGCCGCGGCGGCGGCAGCCUGUCGGCGUUUGCUUCACGCAGACCCGGCGGGCGAGUCGUCGGAGGCGCGCUACGAGCGGCAGCACUCGGCGCUCGCGGGCGACUUAGAUGAAGAAGACGAAGCAGAUGAGCGCGAGCUUCUCGAGGCGGAAGAAGACGCGCUGGCGGAGCACGCAGAGGGCGACGAGCGCGUGAUCGCCUUCGUGAGGUUCGACGACGAGCGAAUCCGCGAGCAGGUGCGGCAGUGCGCGCAGCUGGCGGCGGCCCUGGCGUCCUCGAAGCCGUUGCAGAGCGACCGCAGCGAGCCGAGCCGCGCCGCGGCGCAGCGCGACAGCCGCUAUGACGGCUGGGGGAGCGCGGGCGAAGAAAGGCGAGCGGGAAGGAGCGGAGAAGCCCCGCGGAAGAUCGACGAGGAGAAAGAGACCUGCCACGGGCACUCGCUGGUGCUGGUCGUGACGAACCUGUCUGACAAGCCACUGCACGACAAGAGCGUCUCGCUCCGCGCCCUGGGCGUGGCCUUCCGCCAGCACCGAAUCAAGCACUGGCGCUUCGUGCUGCAGAUGUGCGACUUGCUGGCAUGUACCUGCGAAACGAGCCUGGAGAAGUUUCUGAAAGCCCACCACCACUGCCAGCCGUCUUCGUUCGCCGCGUGCGCGUCGGGCGACGCGGCCUUUUCAAGCAUUCUUCCAAACGUGGUUUCGAUUGAGGAGCUUCUCUCCGAGCCGUUCCUGCUGCCGGAGAUCCCCCCGUACUCGUCGCUGCUUCGCGGCUUCACUCUCCUCCCUCUCUCUGCGCCUUCCCAGGCCCUCGCGCCCGCGCUCGGCGCGGCGGAUGCCUCCGCAGGGCGGGCGCGGGCAGCUGAGGCCGUGCCGCGGAUGCCUUCGCUGUAUCCCUCCCUCUUCUGCUGUUCGCUGCUUCGCCUCCAGGGCUUGCUGCGGCGGCUGAUUCACCAGCGGCCACUGGCUGCGCUCGCGGCGAGCGUGCGAGGCGCUGCACACGGCCCAGGGGUCGCCGAGGGCGCGGACUCGCUGCUGCCUUUGGCUCUGAAGAGGACACGGAGCCGGCGCGCACUCACGCGCGGCAACGUGAUUCUGCACAUUCUGCGGCAAGUCGCGGGCGAUCCAGAGCUCUUCCUGGCCGCCACGCAGAAGGGCGACCGGGGGAGCGCGUCGGAGGCGGAGCUUGACCUGCUCGCAGAGUUCCUGCAGGAGCUCGCGUUCGCGCUGCGGUACCGCGAACACUUUUUGAAGGAAAAGCGGGCGCGCCAGAGCCUCGAGGACGACGGCGCCUCCGGCGAGGUCCACGAAGAGGAACGACCCAGCGCGUCUCUGUCGCUCUUCAGCAUCUGCUCAGACAGCCAAAUCUUUGAACGAAACGAGGAGUUAGCUUGCACGUUCAUGGCGCGUCUGAAGCGUCUGGUCGCCGGCAAGUCGGCGCCUCCUCCGAUGCAGGACGGUGGCGAACCGGCGCCGGAGGAGGCUUCGCCUGCCAUUGCCCUUGCGACAGAGGUUCUUGAAAAGAAUUCUUUGGGCGCAAUCUGCUUCGUCACGCCGGAGCUGGGGCGGUGGUCGACUGUGGGAGGCCUCGGCGUCAUGGUGGACGAACUCUCCACGACUCUCGCCACGGAGCUCGGUCAAGAGGUUUGGGUCGUCUCGCCCUACUACGACCGCAACAGGAAAGGCGAACAGAACUACCUCGCCCGCGACGGCAUUUUCCACGCGUUCAACGUCACUGUCAACGUCGGCGGCGAAUCCAUCACGCUCGGCGUCCACACUGGCUCAGUCGUGCCUGGCGUGAAGCUGUUCUUCCUCCACUGCGCGUCGGUCUUCCCGCACAUCUACCCCGACGUGUACGGCCUCGAGCAGAUUCGCUUCAUCGUCACGUUCGCGAAGGCCACGCUGGAGAUCUUUUGUCAUCUCCGCCAGAUCCCGCCACUGGUCAUCACGAAUGACUGGCCUACCUGUUUGAUUCCGGCGUACGCGAAGCGGCGCUUCUUCGGCAGCGUCUACGACUCGACGACAUUCUACCACAUCAUCCACAACCUAGACUCCACCUACGAAGGUCGCAUUUACCUGAACAAGCGCGAAGACGUGUAUUGGCUCCACGGCCUCCCGACAGACCUCCUCGUGGAUCCUCACUGGCACAAUUUUGUCAUCAAUCCUUCUCGGUGCGUCCUCCUCCAGUGCGACGGCUGGGGCACGGUCUCGCCGUCGUACCGCGAUGAGCUGAUGGGCGAGCACGGUCAGACCAACGCGUCGCCGCUCGCGCCGCUGCUGCGCCGCCACCACCAUCCCUUCGCGACCCCCAACGGCAUUCCCAUCAAGCUUCGUCUUGAGCGUCUGAAGAAUCUUGGCUUCCGCAGCCACUGGGAGGCGAAGGCGGCGCUCCAGCGUCACUACUUCAAAUUCGAGAAGGGCGACGACUCCAUUCCUCUGCUCGCUUUCAUCGGGCGCAUUACUCAGCAAAAGGGAGUGCAUCUCAUCGUGGAGCUCGCGGAGAACCUGAUUCGCCGCUACAACGGCCGCGUGCAGAUCCUCGUGGGCGGCAUGGCGAACUGGAAAGACGGCUACGCGGCGAGGUGUGCGAAUCAAAUGCUCGACCUUCGCGCGCGCUUCCCGCACUCCUUCUGGGCGGACCCUGGCGAAUUCUUCUCAAACGGAGCGCUUGUGAACCUUGGAGCGGAUUUCGGCCUCAUGCCGUCGCUCUUCGAGCCUGGAGGCAUCGUGCAGCACGAAUUCUUCAUCGCAGGCACUCCCGUCAUUGCAUUCAGGACUGGAGGCCUCAAAGACACCGUGCGCGAGGGCGGCAUGCUCUCGGGAGCUCUGGCGGGCGCGUCUGUCUCCGUCGAAGCUGCAAGGCAGAAUAACGGUUUCACCUUUGACGCGUACACCGCUGGAGAUUUCCUCUUCGCCAUUGAGCGAGCGCUGCGUCUCUUCAGCGAUCGAGCCAAGUACGAGCAGCUGCGGCUGAACGCGCGGGCGUCGGUCGUUUCCUGCGAGGAGAGCGCGCGCGCGUGGCUCGGCGAAUUCGCCCGCCUGCGGAAGAAAAUCCCUGUCAACGAAAAGCGGGUUCAGGAGAUUUUCCACUCUCUGCCCGAGUGGUCAGAAGCGAGCUGGCGGCAGCGGCGCGCAGCGAACGCGCGAGAGGCCUCGCUGUUCCGCUCGUCGAUUGCGGCCGCGUCUGCGCCCGCUGCGGCGCCGAAGCCGGCAGCGGGGACGGUGAUUGACUCGCUUCCCCGUGGUCCCGUGCCCACGUCCCCCUUCCCGCCGGCGACGCUCCUCGAGCUCCUGCAGCUCAGCGAGCGCCGCGCCUUCGCCGAGGGCAGUCGCGAGCGCGCCGCGCACGAGCCCGACGUGGAGACUGCAGCCGCACCGGAGGAGGGAAGCCUCGCGGGCGCCGCUGAGGCGGCGGGCGCGGGCGCGAAGCGCGAGUCGGCCGGCGACGCGCGAGAAGCGGGGGGCGGCGACCGCAGCAACGCCGGUCUGCAGCGCGCCCACGGGAGUGCACUGAGGCCUCAGAGCACGCUUCUGAUCCCCUGCAGGAUCAAAUACACGCCCGAGCCUGGAAAGCCGAGGCCGCGAACCGUCGCCGUCGCAGGGUCGUUUGACGACUGGCAUGUCCGCCGGCCUCUCGUUUGGGACAACGCCCUGCAGGCCUUUGUGAUUUCACUCGCGCUGCGCCCUGGGAAGUAUUUCUACAAGCUCGUAGUCGACGGAGAAUGGGUGUGCGUUGCGGAUGCGCCGAAGCACAGGGACGCCUCUGGCAACGAAAACAACUUGCUUCACGUCGUUUAA